ACAACAGUACCCACUAUCAGCUGUCGAGUCAGACACCUGUGUCAGUGUCUCGCUUUACUUUACUCCGUGCAUCACGCGCCUGCGCGGGCGCCCUGUUGCGAGAAGCAGAGCGCCAAGCCCUCCUCUAGACGUUUCGCGAUCUUCGAGACGGCUUCUUUUGAUCCGUGUUAUCUCCGCGAUAGAAGAGGGUCGCUGGAGUCGGUUUCGAAGAGGCGCCAAGCUCAAGCGGAGAACCUAUCGAGCCCUCUUAACAGCAAAGGAAGGGUGGGGGGAACCACUUGGAAGAAACUUAAAACCGUGUGCUUCGAGGGCGACAGCAAAAAAAUGUCCUCCGCUACGUAUCAGCGCAUCGCGUCCAUCAACGUGGGACCUCCGCGUCACGUAGAGGCCAGCGAGAGCUCCAACGACGAAAUGGAGCGUCUCGCCCUGGACUGCCUGUUCGUACGUCGCUUCCGCAGACUCGCCGGAAUCGUGCUUUCAAACAUCGCCGCGGUGCUCGUGAUGGUGGUGCUACUGUUGCUGUCCGUCGCUUACGAGGUCAUAGUCUACCAGGUCGGCCUGACCACCAGCCAGUUCUACGUCGUCCUCGGCAAGAAACACUGGUGGGGCUUCCUAAACCAGACCGCAUUCUGUCUAGGCCUCAUAGCGCUAGUGGCGUGCGUCAAGAGCGGCAAGCAGUACGUCUCAAGCACGGUCACUGUCCAGUGGCGGCAGCUGCUCACCAAGCGACUUCAGGAGCUGUACUUCUCGGGCAAGGUCCAUUACCGCGUCAACGUAGUCGACGGCAUAGACAACCCAGACCAGCGCAUCACUCAGGACGUGGACCGGCUGUGUCAAGUCCUGAGCGACAUCGUUCCAACCCUGCUCAUAUCUCCCUUCACGAUAGCCUACUACAGCUACCAGUCCUUCAGCGUGGCCGGCUACAUCGGCCCGCUGGCCGUGUUCGUCUACUUCAUCGUGAGCACGCUCGUGAGCAAGCUUCUCAUCACGCGGGUUGUUCCCAGGGUUUAUGAACUGGAAAAGCAGGAAGGGCGAUUCAGGUACAAGCACACUCAGGUCAGGGCUAACUCGGAGUCGAUCGCCUUCCUGGACGGAGAGUUCGCAGAGCUGGACUCCACGGAGGAGCACUUGGUGGAACUAGUGAAGGCGCAGCAGUCCGUCUACAACCGACAGCUUCCCCUAAACCUGGGCGUCUACUUCACCGACUAUGCCGGCAGCAUCCUCAGCUUUCUCAUCAUAGCCGUGCCCCUCUUCACCGGAGCCUACGACGACAUCUCGACGGCUGAUCUCAGUGGGAUCAUCAGCAAGAACACGUUUGUCUCCAUGUACCUGAUCAGUUGCUUCAGUAAGCUGGUCGACUUGUCGAGUGGGAUUUCCACCGUUGCUGGCAACACGCACAGGAUCUCUGUUCUGCUGGAGAGGAUGGAAGCCAUCAACGAGGAGGAGAAUCUCGUGGAAAAGAUCAAGCAGGCAAAGAAGCCCUCCAGUGACGAUGACAGCGACACAAGUGGUGAAGCAGCGCCACAAUUCGUCCUGAAGAACAUAUCCUACGGAAGUCCGUACGAUGACAACAUGUUUGCUGAAGGACUGACGCUUGAGCUGAGACCCCCGAAAAGCGUUUUCGUCACUGGACCAAGCAACAGUGGCAAGACAUCCCUGCUGAGGAUACUGAAGGGCCUCUGGAGCCCUCUGUCCGGUUCUGUCACCAGAAAGUUUGGUGGCUCUCUGUUCCUGCCGCAAGUGACGUGGUUCGGCAGUGGCAGCCUGAGGUCCCAGCUCUACUAUCCCUACACCCCACCGAAGAGCACACCACACGAAGAGGGAGAGAUAUGGAGACUUGUCGAGCUAGCCGAGCUGGGGCACCUCCUCAAACGGUCCGGGGGACUCGAUUCGUCCCUGCAGCCCAUGUGGUACGAAUCACUGUCUCCAGGCGAGCGGCAGCGGCUCAGCUUCCUGCGCGUCCUGUGCCAGAGACCCAAGAUGGCACUGCUCGACGAGGCCACUAGCGCUCUCGACGAGGACACGCAGGUGAAGCUUUACCGCGAGUGUCGCAAGUUGGGCAUCGCGACCGUCACCAUUGGUCACCACGCCUGCCUCGAGCCUCUGCACGACGCCACCUUGGAACUUCACGGUGCAGCGAAGGGUGGCACUUGGACGUUGAAAGAACGGGACCAAAUCCCCAACGGCGACUCUGCUGUCAUUGAGAACGCACAGUCUUGAUUGGAUGUCUUGGCGUUGCAUAUACAGAGAGAUGUCGCUUGAGCUGUAACUUCCACAGUAUAUUGAGAAUGAUUCCAGCUGGAAUUUCGCUCUCAACAAGAGGUCUGUCGGUAUUCAGGGUGUGCGGCAUUCAAGGUGUUCAAGUACAGCGUGUUUGUUACAAUAUUAGUAAGAAAAGAGCCAUGGCAGUUAAAGGGUUGAAUAGCAAGGGAUCCAGCACCGUGAAGGACAGCCUUGUAGCCUAAAUGUCCCAAGCACGCUGUAAGGUCCUGUUAUAUUUAACCUCACCCGGUAGAGUUUUUCGGUUUCUCGAGCCAACGUUUUCUCACCCGUACGUCUACUGCUAAUCAGAGCAAACAAUCAACUGAUCAAGCUCAAAGACAUUCAUUAUAGACUAUAAACUACAGUUUUAAUGUAGCAAACUUCAAUGCAGGGUUUGUAAAACACAAUAGUAGGUGUGCUUUCUUGCGUCUUGAACAUACAAUUCCUCUUGUACUUGAGGCAUGGCCCAGUGAGCGGACUGUAAUAAUUCUUCUAUGAUAUUUUCUUGUUCGUUUGUUUAGCAUGAAACCAUGUGAACUUGGUCUCUGGAAACUCGCACAUACCAUAUUAGUUAUCAUUUUCUGUCUCUGGUCAUUUCGCGUACUGCCAAGAGUAAUUAUGCACUAUGUGUUAUAGCUGCGCGUCUGACUUUUUUUGCGGUGUAGGAUAAGGGUGUGCUGUACUGACAAGCCCAACAUGCAACUUCGAUCAACUUGUUUUUGCAGCGUGUGUUGUAGAGUGCGUGAAAAAUUUUUCUGUUGCAAUUGCUACCGAUGCCAAAGAUGUCUUUGUGGACUGUGAUACAGGUGUGGCCCUGUCAGUGCAUUGCCUGUUUGCAGUUAUAGUCAAAAACAGUGAGAUGCUCACUUAACUUCGUUAUUUUGCUCUUUAAAGAAGAAUUAAGAGAAACAUUAAGCCAGAUUGACAACCGCCCGGACUACAACAUAGGGUGGUCUUGCCAUGAGUCGGCCAGGAGCUUGGCAAGACAAAAAAAAGAAAGGCACGAGAAAAGACAGUUCGUGAUAAUGGCUUGAGAUCCACACACCAACACCCCAUCAUGCUACUGAUAUCAAUAGCAUCUGGGUGGGGCUUGCAGACUCUUUAACUUAAGAGAAGACAGACAGUGAAAAUGUCCAGAAAUAGCCCGGGAACUUAGUGAGCAUAAAUGACAUAAAGAGAUCGCAAUAUACAGUAGACUCUCAGUAAUUCAAACUCUGAUAAUUCAAACUUUCGGUUAAUUCAAACAAAUCUUAAAUUUUUGGUUGGCCUACUAUGUUGACAAUGUAUUUUGAAAGCUGCUUAAUUUAAACUGCCCCACUACACAAAUUCGGUUAAUUCAAACUUUUUGCUUGUCCAUGCCUGGAAAUAUCUGCUGCCUUUGUUGCUUAUAGCUGAACAUUUGUGUUUUUGUGUUACUAACAGGCGCAAAUAAAGCCAAUCGCCUGCCUACGAAAUGGCCAAACUACCCGAACCUCGCACACCAAUAAUCGCGUGCUGACUGACAAAGAAAAAACAAAACGGUACGGUCUAGCCUUGAUAUAUCGGGUGCCAAACGUUUCUUAAAGUCACUUUCUCUGCAGUAUGCCACGCGAGAAAGUGUCCUAAGAAUUAGAAGGGGCUAGCAACUGUCGUUGGACGCAACACAUUUCGUCCCUUAAUUACGCACCCGUGUGCACCUUGUAUAACAACAAGUACCAGUAUUAUUGCUGAUAUCUAAAAAUUUUACUGGCAGUCAUGCAGACCUGUCUAUGAUGUUGCUGCGGCACUGAGAAACAGUAAACAUUGCAGCGUUAAUUGGUGUGUUGCCCUGAGUCAUAAUUAUGAGAACUUCUGAUAAUUCAAAUAAAAUCCUGAGGUCCCCUCAAGUUUGAAUUAUUGAGAGUCUACUGUACGGAAAUAGAUAACAUGGACAUUCUGUGGACAUCAUGACACUGCAACUGGGGAUCAAUAUUCAUUACAUCUCUUUUCUACAUUGCUGCUCGGAAUUGAUGCAGUCUUUGAGGCAAUUACGGGGUGGAACAAAAAGAAGAGAAAAUUUAUUUUUGAAAUCAUGACUUCAGUCUCCACAUGUCUACUCAGUUGUAAGCGAUCCUUUGUUAACGAGGAGGUCUGGAGAUACAAACGCAGGGUGCCGCCAGCGCAAGCCGUUCUACAUUGAAAGGGAACAAUUUUAUAGCUCCUUGCCUUAGUAAUGUAUUAGCUCAUCUUUAAAGUUACACUGCAAAAUGGUAUUCUUGGAAAACUAGCUCAAUUCACCAUCAUAAUUGACAUUGAAUGUUCAGUGAUUGCUUCAUUUCCUCAAGUUCUCUAUUUUGUCCAUUCAUUCUGAGAUUUUAACAUUUCCGAGAAGGUCUCGAGAUCAGAGCAGCUAGGACGCGUUUGUUUCUGCACCUGCCGCGCAUUUCACCGCAGAUGUUUACGGUUGGUAUCGUGGCAUCGAUCAAGUCGAGAAGGCGCGUACAUUUGGUCAACAUUUUGGUGUGCUGAUGUAGCCAUGUCCCCGGGACACAUUUCGAAAGGCAGCUCAAACUCUUGCACCCUAUGUGUCGAAACAUCAAGCGACGCUCUCAGUGCUAAGCCGAUGUGCCACGUGUCGUCAAUAGUCUGCCAAAAGUACUAUCAGGUUAUGUUUGAGCAAAUACGGCACUGUUUAUGGCACUGAUCAAUGCAAAACCACUUUACUGUUACCUGCUCACUUAGGUGGCAUUAUAUUUAAGCCACGAAAAGACGUUUCCAAGUCAUGUGAAUGAGUUCUGCUGUGUCGACCAGAUGUUCAACAUGAGCAUUGGACAAACAUUGCAGCAGCAUCAUUACUUACUUUUUUUUCUCUUUCAUUUUGCAUAGCAUAUUGAUCUCCAUAUUCACUUACAUAUUCAUUUCAUAUUCCAUAUUCACUUAUUACUCAAGAGAUGCUGGCCACUUUGAAGUUUUUCCGGAAAAUGUGGGCACCGUGUGUAGCAUUCUUGUUGGAAGUGAAUAUUCCUGCAUUGCUUGCAUUCCACAUCAUUUUGUGUGGCACAUUGAUGUGCAAGUGUUAUGAUGUCUUUACUGUGCUAUGUAAAAGGUCAAGGGGACUUUCGCAAGCUCUUCAGCAACAGCGUCCGAUGACUUCGUUUUGUCUGUUCAAUGUGAAAUAGUGGACUUAUAGCCAAAGAAAUAUCUUUUAUACACCUAGGAAGAUGAGCAGUGUUUUGUGUUUUUUCUUUAAAAUAUAACUGGUCUUUCUUGGUCUGUAUUGGUUCACGUUUGCACUUUGUGAUUCAGGUCGCUUUAGCCUGCUCAACUUUAUUAGACUGGAUUUAUGAGUUUAUAGUUGUUUUUAUAUACACUUAUUGUGUGUUAAUAGCAACUACUAUAUGAAGACAGUAAACAAGGUUUAAAGAAUUAGAGUUAACAAAAGUAUACCUUUAUGCAAAAAAUUCCUCGCAACCUUCUCAAGUUGAACAAUGUGAAAAAGUAAAGGCUUUCUGGGAAAUUGCUGCCUACAUAAAUUUUUUUAUUAAGUUCCACAUUGCAGAGGACCAAGCAAGAAGCAUCUUGCUUUGUGUACGCUUUAGCACUUUUUUGUGUUGUCGCAUCUCUGUGCACUUUCCAAUUUUUAUUCGUUAGAUCAUAAAUAUAAUUUUAAUCUUGUAAUCAGUUUGUUAGAUUGAAAGAUGUCGUGCCCAAACCCCCUUCUUGUGGUCGGCCUUUGAGCCAGGGGAGGCUUAUCUUGUGAUAAACCAGUGAGUCUAGCUUUUGGUAUGUUGCUUGGUUGUGCAAACUUCAUAGCUUUAUUUUUAUUAUUUUUUUUGCACAUGGUCUACAACUUGUGCUGCAGUUUGAUCAGAUCCUACAAUCUGUGCCAGCAUGUCAGCUCAACACUGUUUUUUGAACGUAUGUUCAUUGUUGCGUGACUUUCAUUAUAAGAACGCCCGAGGGGUGUUUACGUGGCAUAUCUAUUAUGAGGACGUCCUGUUCCUAAUCUGAUUCCAUCUCUAAGAUUUACUUCAGCAGUCAUGUCGUAAUAUAGGUAUGUUCUUUAAGUCUCGCCGUUGCCUUUAAAGUUACAUAUAUUUGGUGAAAGUGGCCUUUGUUAGAUAGCUCUCAGAUUUACAGGAAUUUUUGUAGCACCAACGUUUGGGGACCUUAGAAAUCUGUACAUGUUGUCAGCAGUUCUACAGAAAGAAAGCUCAUUAGAU
Messenger RNA from Rhipicephalus sanguineus (brown dog tick), 6443 nucleotides. RefSeq names its product lysosomal cobalamin transporter ABCD4-like. Gene Ontology annotation, molecular function: long-chain fatty acid transmembrane transporter activity; ATP hydrolysis activity; ABC-type transporter activity. The record is from RefSeq and is a predicted model, not a curated record. Gene Ontology annotation, cellular component: peroxisomal membrane. Gene Ontology annotation, biological process: very long-chain fatty acid catabolic process; fatty acid beta-oxidation; peroxisome organization. NCBI's taxonomy places the organism in Eukaryota, Metazoa, Arthropoda, Arachnida, Ixodida, Ixodidae.